Messenger RNA from Lineus longissimus, 1137 nucleotides. RefSeq lists its product as uncharacterized. The record is from RefSeq and is a predicted model, not a curated record. The transcript has a single exon. Bases 1 to 1137 code for a protein of 378 amino acids. NCBI's taxonomy places the organism in Eukaryota, Metazoa, Nemertea, Pilidiophora, Heteronemertea, Lineidae.
AUGUUGAACCGCAUCAGAGUCAGGCCAAAACAACAACCUCUUGCACCACAAAACCAUGCCAUGCUCCUAUCAAGACUGGACAAAACCAUACCUGAUGACACCCUCCACAUAUUCCCGACCCGCAAAGAAGUUGACAACUUCAACCACAUGCAACUCAACUCCACCUCCCCAAACAUUCAACAUAUUCCACCCUUAGACGUCUACAAACAAAACAAACGUCCCCGCAAAGCCACUCCACCCACAACCACUACACAGCUUCCAGGUAGUAAGCCUGACACACUUGCCAAACAUGCACAAGUCAUGCUCACUCAAAAUAUUGAUGUUGCCGAUGGGUUGGUCAAUGGCGCCUGUGGCACUAUUACACAUAUUCCACCGCCAGGCCCGAAUACAAAAGUCCCACCAUACAUCUGCGUUCAUUACCUUAACCACCACACUGGGCUUGCAACAAAACGUUGCCAAACAACCAAAGAUGCCAUCCCACAGGGCUCAAUCAUCAUCAAACACCAACCAGUACAUGAUCAACCAACAUCCAACAAUUUCGUCCGCCAUCAGUUCCCCAUCUCCCUUGCAUGGACCUGCACUGCACAUAAAGUACAAGGUGUUACAACACAUCAUGCCGCUGUCGCUCUGAAACACAUCUUCACCCCUGGCCAGGCAUACGUAGCGCUCAGUCGCGUCACUUCCUUACAAGGCCUAUACCUCUUGGAUGAUACAUUCUCCAAAAUCUACUGCAAUGCACACGUCACAGAAACAAUACAAACAAUGCCCACUGCAAACAUAUCACCCGCCGAACCUAUUUCCAACAUCCACACAACUGACCACUUCAUUAUCACACACCACAACAUCGAAGGUCUCCAACAUCACAUGCCAGCCACUCAGAACACUCAAAUCCAACACGCUCAAUCAUAUGCCUCACAGAGACAUGGGUCACUACAGCCCAUCCAGACAACAACACCUUCGCUCUCCCAGGCCAGACAUUCAUCAACAUACCCAGAUCACACUGCUAUCCCCAAACCAACAACAACACUGGUGAACCCACCAAUAAACUAUACGCCACCAUGCUCAAAGGUGGGGUUGGUGUCUACAUCAAAGAACACAUCCCACACACAACAACACAUCAUGAAGACCACCACCUAG